Molecule: messenger RNA, 2363 nt
Organism: Callorhinchus milii (elephant shark)
Lineage: Eukaryota; Metazoa; Chordata; Chondrichthyes; Chimaeriformes; Callorhinchidae
Gene: prdm8b
Product: PR domain containing 8b
Exons: 4
Coding region: 111-1859 (582 amino acids)
Biological process (GO): regulation of DNA-templated transcription
Cellular component (GO): nucleus
Molecular function (GO): protein binding
Source: RefSeq, a predicted model, not a curated record
CAUUUGGCUGUCGUUGUAAUGCGGGUUUACUGAGGGUUCGUUUGUCAUUGCCUGUUCGUGGGGGAAAAAAUAGUUAAACAUCAAACCCUUGGCGUUUUUUCGCACUUGAGAUGGAUCAGGGACAAGGCUGGGACAUGGAUGAUUCAAGUAUCCACAAAGGAAUUUGGGAGAGCGAUGCCAGCAAAGCCGUCCAGCAGUGUCUAACUGAUAUUUUCACAAGCGUUUAUACAACCUGUGAUAUUCCCGAACAUGCCAUUUUUGGACCCUGUAUACUGAGCCACACGUCCUUGUACGACAGCAUCGCUUUCAUCGCACUUAAAUCAACCGACAAGAGGACGGUUCCCUAUAUUUUUAGGGUCGAUACUUCGGCAGCGAACAGCAACUCCGAGGGUUUAAUGUGGCUCCGACUGGUCCAGUCGGCCAGAGAUAAAGAGGAGCAAAACCUGGAGGCCUACGUGAAAAACGGGCAGUUGCUUUAUCGGUCUCUGAGACGGAUUGACAAGGACGAAGAGUUACUGGUGUGGUAUGGAAAAGAACUGUCAGAGCUGCUCCUACUCAGCAACAUCAGGGCACAGGCCAAGAUGAACGGGGCAUCGCCGUACACGUGUCUGGACUGCAGUCAGCGAUUUCAGUGCGAGUACCCCUUUCUCGCCCAUCUGCGGUUCCGCUGUCAGAAGCGGCCGAGCUGCUGCGCCUCGGACGAGAACGUCAAGAGCGGUGGCGGCCGCGACCACCUCGUUGCGGUGGGACCCGGUCCCAAGUUCAGCCGCGCCGAGCGGCACUCCCAGGAGAACAAGCCCACCACGGACUUCCACAACCUCGCCAGAGAUAUGGAGCACCUGCACGAACAGCCCAGGGACGGUCGGGAGGCCGAAAGCGUGAGCCUGAGCGGCGGCGGCGGCGGCAGUAGGAGAAAAUACGACCAGGCGGAAGGAAGAAACGACGCCGCGACGCUGCGCCCUCCGAAGACGGUCGACAGGUCAUUGACUACAAUCAGGGAAAACUUGGUCCGCUCCCCCCAACAGUUCAGAGGGGGGUAUUUCAAUCUCAGAGAAAAUGGGAGGUCGAUGUCAUCGUCCAGUCCAGACACGACUGAAUCCAAAUCUAGCGCCUUCGUCGAGGUGAAAAGAACUUCUCUCAAUCUUAAGCAGACUCCAAAGGAUCACGUUUCUGACCUAACCGGCAAGAACGACAUGGCACCCAAUACCAGCUCUUCCGAGAAGACGGUGGGCAUCAAGUCCAUUCUGACCGAAACGCAGGUCCACUCUUGUCUGGACAACAUCGCCAUGAGGAGUGCGUUUACGAGUGUUUCUCAGGUGUGCGGAACCGAGGAGAGGAAGAGUGCGUUCUCACAGCCAUCCAGAUCGCUUGCCCAGCUCUCUCCGCUCAUGGUGUCCCAAAAAGUUAUCCCUGGCCUGGACUGUCACUCUGGCAUCGGUGAUUCUGGCAGACUCUACCAGGCAGAUGCCUUGGCGGCCAAGCUCCAACAGAGUUCAGAUGUGAACGGCAAUUGCACUAUGCAAAGCGGUCUGGCCAAGCAAAGCCCUUUCGUCUACGCCACCGCUUUUUGGCCCAAAGCUUCUGGACCCAUCCAGCUGCAAGUCCCCUCCGCACUCACCCUACUCCCUCCUUCGUUCACGUCCUUUUGUUUACCAGCGCAGAACUGGUGCGCUAAAUGCAACGCUUCUUUCAGGAUGACAUCCGAUUUGGUGUACCACAUGAGAUCGCACCACAAAAAGGAAUAUGCCAUGGAGCCUCUGGUGAAGAGACGGAGAGAGGAGAAACUUAAGUGUCCAAUUUGCAAUGAAUCGUUUAGGGAACGCCACCACCUUUCCAGGCACAUGACAUCUCAUAAUUGAACUUUGAACAAUAUUGUAUAUCACCUUGUUAUGUCGACCGAAAAAAAUAGCUAUUGCUAAGGGAAGGAACUCUUGUGAUGCACACAUUAUCACUUUAUAUUUAACAUUUUGUAAUUGUCACUAACUAGAGUAUGCAAAUGCAUUUUGUCAUAUCUUUAUUUCAGUUAAAAAAAAAGUUAGGCACUUGUGAUUACACGGAGACGAGUAUACGAUACCUACCAUAUUUAAGAACAGAUUUUUUUAUUUUAGAUAUAAGUAAAGAAAAAUAAGAGGACGGAUUUCAGUUGAUGGGUUUCACUGAAACAUGCCAACGUCGGAACAAAUGAAUGAUGUGAACCCGUUAAUCCGUGAAAGAUAGAAAGGCUGGAAAUCUGAAAGAUGCAUGUACAAAUAAUGGAUAUGAACACCAAAUAUAAAUGGGAAAAGUGCGAACUGUUACGUUGUUUUUGUAAAUAUUUUCGUUUUUAAAAUCAAACGUCCUAUUUUGUGCCGGUGAAAAGAAGU